UUCCCAGAAACUUGUCCCGCGCGCCACGCCGUCCGUCUCCAGGGCAACCCGGCUCCUCCUAGCAACCGCGCAGCCCUGCUAUGGCGGCCGCGGGUCCCAGUGUCUUCCUGCUCAUGGUCAACGGGCAGGUGGAGAGCGCCCAGUUUCCUGAGUAUGACGAUCUCUACUGCAAGUACUGUUUCGUGUACGGCCAGGACUGGGCCCCCACGGCGCAGAUGGUGAAGGAAACAGCUCUCCCACCUGCUGCCCAGAGAGGGGAGGGGCAUGGUAGCCCGGAACUGGGACACUGGCCGUCACUAUCGUCCUCGCAGGGGCUGGAGGAAGGCAUCUCACAGAUCACAUCCAAGAGCCAGGAUGCGCGGCGCGCGCUGGUGUGGAACUUCCCCAUCGACGUCACCUUUAAGAGCACCAACCCCUACGGCUGUCCAUCUGAUUUCACGGUCCAGGCCUUACGCUCCGUGUGGCGGGGGCUCAGGCUCACCGGGCGCAGCGGGUCUGGAGCAGAGGCUUCCUGGCUGUCCCCCUGGGCGGGGACUGCAGUCCUGCUGUCAUCGUCCAUGAGAAACUUCCACAGGCUUCCUGGAACAGGGCACUAGGUAAAGGACUGAUCUCCUCCUGCUGAGGACAGCUAGGAAAGGUGAAUAAAAUAUUAAAAAGCAAAACCAGGAAAACUACUUGAAGGCAUCAGACAGGUAGCAAAGUAGUGGCGCUUUAGCAGGCCAAGACCCAGGAAAAAAGCAGAGCUCCAGAGACACCCCCAGCCACAGCUCCCCUGGGAGUAUCUGCUGAUUCCAGCAGAGGUGAUCGAGAUGCUGAUCGAGACUUUUGUCGGCCGCUCUGGGCUGGGGACCCAGGAGCCAGGAAGAUCCUGCCACCUCAGAGCUCUGAGAGAAGAGCCCGCCCUGGCCUGCGGCCUGGCUGCCCUCAUCCCCGCCCUGGACGUGGUGCCAAACAUCCACAAACUGCGCCUAACAGGACACCAGAAGGGUGAUCUAUCGUGAGCAAGGAGGGUUUAAUCCAGAAAUAAGAAGUUCGUGCAACAUCUAAAAUCAACCAGUGAGACUCACUACGUUAAAAAGAAAGUCGCCAUCAUACCCAUCGAUGAAGAAGAUGUGAUAAAAUUCAACAGGCAUUCAUGACAAACCUGUAGCAAACCAGGAGUAGAGGAAAACUUCCUUAAUCUGAUAAAGGCUAUCCACAAAAACUUAGAGCAGACAUCACUUAUUUUAGUGAGAUGUUGAAAGAUUUCUCUCUCAGGAUGCUUGUUAUGACCACCAACAUUGUACAAUUCAAAGGUAUAAGAAUUAGAAUCAUGUCACCUGUCAUUAUUCACAGGUGACAUGAUUAUGUAGCAUUUCCAAAAUAACCUACAGUAAAUUAUUAAUAAGGGGGCAUGACUGCCAAAUAUAAGAUCAGUAUACAAAAAUCAGUUGCGGGCUUCCCUGGUGGCGCAGUGGUUAAGAAUU
Balaenoptera musculus (blue whale) is the source of this 1466-nucleotide messenger RNA. RefSeq names its product B9 domain containing 1 (gene B9D1). NCBI's taxonomy places the organism in Eukaryota, Metazoa, Chordata, Mammalia, Artiodactyla, Balaenopteridae. The transcript has 4 exons. Gene Ontology annotation, biological process: cilium assembly. The record is from RefSeq and is a predicted model, not a curated record. Gene Ontology annotation, cellular component: MKS complex. Bases 81 to 596 code for a protein of 171 amino acids.